AUGUCGAUCCGGAUUAAUAUACCGAACACCAAGUGCAGGGCUGGCGCAACAAUUUCAGGCACCGUCUCCCUGCAUGGGGAUGUAGACAUUGAUGUUGAGAUCAUCACGAUAAGCCUUGUCGGCAGAUGCAAAACCAAGGUGGUACGGAGCAAUGGCCAGAACAGUAGUUCGACUUACAGAGGAAGAGCCCCUCUACUGGAGUACAGACAGGUUCUCUUCAAGGGUCCCAACACCAUGAAAACCAAUGGGCACAGUUGGCCAUUCAGCUUCACAUUCCCACCCCGCUGUGUGGCCCGCGGCGCCGAUCCGUUCAAGCAGCGCCAUGGCCUUUUCGACAUCAAUCCUCAACAAAGUUUACCUCCCUCCUUCGCCAAUGACAAGCACACCUUCAGUUGGCGAGGCGAGUGUUUUGUCAAAUACGAACUCGAAGCGUCCCUCAUCGGCAAUAGAACGAAGAUCUUUUCCCUGGGAGACCUAAAAACCGAAAAGACACUCGAUUUUAUCACGACCAGAGACAUCGAAACCUUCAAACCGGAUUUCAUCGAAAAGGGUCAAACAAUAGCCUGCUACAGUCUUCGACUCCAGCCCGGUCACGAAAAUGGACCUCUCACCUUCAAGGAAAAGCUUCAGUCCAUCCGCACGUCCAAGCUUCCCGUCGCGGUGUUUAAAUUGCAUAUGCUCCUCCCCAAAGUUGGAAUUCUGGCCCACUCACUCCCUCUAAUACUCAGAUUGGAGCACGACAUUGAAGCAUCCACAACACAAUCACUCCCGAUAGUGACGCUACGGAAAUGCAUGGUAGAGCUGCAAGCCAACACCUACAUCCAAUGCAUCCGCGACGAAAUGUUCCGCGAAGGCGAUGAGCAAAGGGACUGGAGUGACGAGUUCCACAUCGCGUCGAUCGACUACUCUGCAGAUAUGGCCAAGGCACCACCGGUAACCGAGUCCAUGGACCUGCAGAAAUUAAUGCGGAUCAAGGUCCCCUGGCACCAGAAACCUACAUUCAGCACGUUCAACAUCAGACGCACAUACAGACUAGCCGUCAAGCUCUCUGUCGAUUGUGCGCAGAAGACAUUCAAGGCCGAGUUCGCGUCCUACAAAUUCGACCUUUUGGCAGCGGACUACGCAUCCCCGAUGGCUACGCAGGAGCUGGACAUGGCGGCUCCGGCGUAUGGUGAUUUGAGUGGUCAGUUGCCGACGUAUCAGGAUGCCAAGUUGGCUUCCGGGGCGAUCCCUUGA
This is a messenger RNA of Letharia lupina, 1236 nucleotides long. RefSeq lists its product as uncharacterized. The transcript is spliced from 2 exons. The coding region runs from base 1 to 1236 and encodes 411 amino acids. Gene Ontology annotation, cellular component: cytoplasm. The record is from RefSeq and is a predicted model, not a curated record. Gene Ontology annotation, biological process: protein transport. NCBI's taxonomy places the organism in Eukaryota, Fungi, Ascomycota, Lecanoromycetes, Lecanorales, Parmeliaceae.